Molecule: messenger RNA, 3819 nt
Organism: Tachysurus fulvidraco (yellow catfish)
Lineage: Eukaryota; Metazoa; Chordata; Actinopteri; Siluriformes; Bagridae
Gene: anln2
Exons: 24
Coding region: 155-2908 (917 amino acids)
Biological process (GO): septin ring organization; mitotic cytokinesis; actomyosin contractile ring assembly
Cellular component (GO): actomyosin contractile ring
Source: RefSeq, a predicted model, not a curated record
CAGGGGGCGUGUUUCUGUGCCACAGUGCGUCAUUCAUCUUGCGCAUGCGCGAACGCGCGCGGAAAUUCAAAAGUUGUUCCUUCAGUUGAACGAAGCGCGUUGUUAAAAACUGCCGUGUGUUUAUUUUGUCUCCGUGUCUCUGUCUCUGAGGAGGAUGGAAGAGAAGACGGAUAAAAACCCAAAGAGACCGAGAGACCCACUGGAGGAGAACAUCUCAGCUUCUACUGAACUGGAUGCAGUGUUAAAGAGAAGGCGCUUGGCUGCAGGAGGAGUUGAGAAUCAUAAUCCUGAGCAGCGAGCACCGAGGUCUCCGGCCCGGUCACGCCGCCUCGAGUCAGAGGUGAAACCAGACACACCCGCUAUCGCUUCAGUCCGACUCCGAGUUCAGCAGUUCACCCAGAGACGGGAUGUUGGAGCUGCUCUGGUCCUGCGCUGUAUGUCUGAUCCUGGAACAGAGAGUCCCUCUAGCACUUUACUGCAAGAUGUUUGUCACAUCGGUGAAGGAGAGUUUAGCUCUCGGGUGGAGCGCUUUAAGACACCGACCCCAGAGAGCAGCCCCAUCCCGACCACACCCAGCACACGGCAGCUUUCAAGCUUUGUCCACAACAUGCAGCAGCAGCUUAACACCACCAUGACCCCCAGCACCAAGGAGGUGUCCCGAAUACGCCAGGCUCGAGAGGAUGAGCUGAAGUCACUCAGAGUGAAGCCUCUCACAGAGAACAUGUGGCUCAAGAGGAGCUUCUCAGACCCCUCGCUGACGGAGAGGGUUACACCUCCGAGCAGCUCUUGUGUUUGCCAGAGGACCAGAAAAAUCCCUUGGCCUCCAUUACAGUUUGAGAACGACGAUCAAGAACCCGAGUGCAGUUUAAACUUCAGUGGCAUGAAUGAGACGACAGGAGACAGUUUCAGUGGCUCGUCUACCUUCACUGCAGAGACGCAGCCUUCUGCUACAGAGCUUUGUCCUCCAGAAUCUGUGGCGAGUCCACACGAGGGAAUGAGCACUUCUGCCUUAAUCGACAAGAUGUUUGAAGACGUCUUGCAGGCUGCUGACAGAGAAGAGGAGGAAGACCAAGAAGAGGAAGAACGAGGGGACGAAGAACGAGGGGAGGAAGAACGAGGGGAGGAAAACCAAGGGGAGGAAAACCAAGGGGAGGAAGAACAAGGGGAGGAAGACCAAGGGGAGGAAGACCGAGGGAAUGACCGCCCUGUCUCUGAGAGUAAAGAGGACACUAACGAGUCGAAGGUGAAAUCUCCGAAACCCAGCUUUGGAAGAGAUGAAGAACAGAAAGAGUGCAAGACCUCCAAUGAAAAAGAGGUGACUGGAGAGGAGAGUGCAGAGUGUAAUGAGGAAGACUUCCUGUCUCUCCCACCAAGCUGUGUCCUCUCUCCUCUCAGCAAGUCUGUGGAAGCUGUGGUCACACCUAUGAGGUUGACUACAACUGUGCCUCCACCCAUGGUGCCAUGUGUUCCUGCAGAGGAUGUGGCCACGUCCCCUGCUCCACCCCUAUACAGUAUUGAUGCAUACCGCUCUCAGAGGAAGAUCCCUCCUCCUCCUCCUCCUCCUCCGUCCUCUCAGUGUGUAACUCCCGGUGUUCAGAAGCAGGGUGUCGAGCAAUCUCACGUCAAACCAGCCAUCAACACCAAGGAAACUAUAAAGGCUCACAGUGAGGAGGUGUCCAAGUUGCAGACUAUUAUACACCAGACUCUGCAGGCCCUGAGCUGCUGCAGUGAUGAGGAACACGGUAAAGGAUCGCUGCAGGAGGCAGAAGCUGAGAAACUCCUGCUGGUUUCCAGUGAGAAGCUCGCAGCCCUGCUGGCUGAGAUCAGUCGCCUGAGAGAGGGCGGGGCAGGAACACAGCCGGUCUCCCACCCUGACCACCUGCAGCCCUGUAGAGGCACCAUCAGCAUCAACAACAUCCAGCUGCCCCUCAAGGUGGAGUUUGUUUGCUCCGCCCACACUGCUCGUCCUACACACUACUUUUUCAUACUGAUCCGUUACGGAGCGUGUAACAUCGUGGCCACUCCCCUGGCUACUGCUGCUGAUGCUGAGAACGGAGACACCAUCACCUUUUCUACCUCCAUCACACUGCAGGACAUUCGCGCUAACUUUGAGAUUGAUGUUGAAGUCUACAGUCUGUGCAACAGUUCCUCUAGUAGCAGCAGUGCUCAUGUUCAACAGCAGUCUCGCAGCUCCAACAGAUCAAAAGUGACUCCGAGGAAGAUACUCAGCAGCAUUAAGAAAUCCAACCCAUCUUCCAUGUCUGGAGCUUCAUCUUCUCUGGAUCCACGACGCUCCAGCAGCUUCUCUUUAGUGGGUUCUCAUAAGAUCACCCUUUCUUCACUAGGACAGAGCAAGUUCCUGCUGGACAAGAUGAAGUUUGAGGGCAAAAUCAGGCGGCUCCUGGGUGAUGAGUUUCAGGAAAAGGUGCCUUUCCUGUCUCCUCUGGAGGGUCACAUCUACUUGUGUCUGCACAGCGAGAGUCAUUCCAACGUACAGCACCAAGGAUUUCUGACGAUGUUCGAGGAUGUGAGUGGAUUCGGAUCGUGGCAGCGUCUCUUCUUUAAGCUGGAAGGAGUUAUUCUCUGUUACUGGAACCACCCCAGUGAGAUGGGCAACAAGCCUGCAGAGGGCAGCAUCUCUCUGGGUGGCUUUGACAGCGUGAGGCCUGUGGAGAGGGACUCCUGCGCUCGCCCUCACACCUUUGAACUGGUGAACUCUAGGACCAUGCAACAAGACCAGAGCUCCACCUUGACCAAGAGCUGGUUCUCAGCAGACACUCGUGAGGAACGAGCAGACUGGAUGGAGAAGCUGAACCAGGUGCUGCUGGACCUCCACACGUGGAGCCGACAGUGUGAUGGAGCCGACACCUCGUCUACCACGGCAACGUCACGGGAAAGCUUCCUGUAACACACUACUGAUACACACGCUGAGAUACAUCUGUGUAAGCAAAUGUGAAGGUUAAAACAACCUGAGUCAGAAGGUGUGUGUGUGGGAGUGUGUGUGUGUGGGAGUGUGUGUGCGUGCACGUGCGUGAGAGUGUGUGUGUUUUACCAGUAAAAAUUCAUCUGAAAUUCUGAGUAGGGGCUGAGCUGAUCAUAGUCAUAAUAACUAACACCCCACCACCUCUCUGUCUCUCUCUCUGUCUCUGUCUCUCUGUCUGUCUCUCUCUGUUUUUCUCUGUCUGUCUCUGUUUCUCUGUCUCUCUCUCUGUGUCUCUGUCUCUCUCUCUGUUUGUCUCUCUCUGUUUCUCUCUGUCUCUCUCUCGGUGGAGGUCCAUGUUUUUUGAGCUUUAAUGAAGAUAAAUGUUCAGUACACUAAGUACAUUAACGGUAUUGAGGGUCCUUCUUGCACCAUUUAGAGGUUUAUUAUUAUCGGCUCUAAUUUUGCAUAAGAAGAGAAAAAGCUUUUUUUAUCCACAUAUUCAUGUGAAGUGCGUAACCUUUAAAUUCUAUUAUUUCAUGAGAUUAUUACAAUUUUUUAUUUUAUUGCUUUUCAGAACAUUUUCACGGACUACAAAAAUUCAAGCUUUUCAAGUCUUUAUAUAUAACGAUGUUUUUCAUUUGCAUUUAUAUAUAACGAUAGUCUGUGUUCAGGGAGACACGGACACGGAGGGAGACAUGACGCAAUCACAACACUACACGUUAAACUGUACCGCGGUGGUGUUUGUGGAGUCUUCAGCAGCAGCUUGUAUUGGAAUAAACUAAUGAAUAUAAAUUAGCACGCAGUAUAAAGGAGUGUAUUGUUUACUGUUUGUGUUCUUUUCUCUGACUGUGUGUAACUGCUAUAGCUGCUACAGAAUAAAUACGGCUAUAAACACC